Stegodyphus dumicola is the source of this 9010-nucleotide messenger RNA. RefSeq lists its product as uncharacterized. Gene Ontology annotation, molecular function: protein binding; calcium channel activity. NCBI's taxonomy places the organism in Eukaryota, Metazoa, Arthropoda, Arachnida, Araneae, Eresidae. Gene Ontology annotation, cellular component: membrane. Gene Ontology annotation, biological process: calcium ion transmembrane transport. The record is from RefSeq and is a predicted model, not a curated record.
AUGGAGCUAGAUGUGCAGCGAAAGGAAGGCGAGGAGUACCACAGUCAUAGUGCUUUAAAUCGAUCUUUUGCUGCUAAAACUAGAGAACUCCAUAAUAUAAUUUCAAUCUUCUUAUUCUUUCAGGACGGUAUCACAGCGCUGCACCUUGCUGUUGCUCAAGUUAAGGAAGAUGCAAUUCGAUUGCUCCUCAGUCGCAAAGCAGAUCCACUUGUACCUUAUGGGCCAAAAAAUCAGCUUCCUAUUCAUAUUCUUUGCUCAAAAGGACGAGGAUCUGCAUCAGCGACUUUAAGUAUUCUACUUCGUAGUGGUAGCAAAGAUAUGAGACUCAUUAAGGACAAAGAUGGAAAAAUUCCACUCUUUUUGGCUGCCGAAAAUGAUAACAAUAGUUUAUGCCGAGAACUGCUUACUGCGCUUGCUAAGGAACAAUUGAGGUAUAGUUUAGAAGAUACUGGAGAUACAGUUAUGCACAUAGCCACGAGACGAAGAAACGGAGAGUUGCUGCGUUUGCUACUUAACAGCGGAGGAAAUGUUGAUGCUCAAAAUCACGAAGGUUUAACGCCGCUGCAUGUAGCAUGUGAAAAUGGUGAUGCAGAAAUCUUAAAAGUAUUUUUUCAGUUUCGUGCAAAUGCCAAUAUAACUGAUAGCCAAGAUCGUACUCCUCUGCAUAUAGCUGCUGAAAAAGGCUACAGUACGAUUGUGGAAACUUUGGCUGACAAAUUUAAAGCCUCAAUUUUUAAACGAACAAAGGAUGGUAGGACUCUAAUGCAUAUUGCAUCAGAAUCUGGUCAUCAAGAAACCGCAUUAGUCUUCCUAAAGAAAGGAGUUCCUCUUCACAUGUCUAACAAAACUGGAACAAAAGCUAUCCAUACAGCUGCUGCCCAUGGUUUUGUUGAAGUAAUCCGAAAUUUGCUAGACAGAGGAGAAAAUGUUGAUGCGACAACUCCAGAAAACUUUACAGCGCUGCAUUUGGCUGUGCAAGCUAAUCAACCUGAAGUUGUUGAAAUCUUAUUGGGCCAUGGAGCAAAUGUCCAAAUGAAAGCAGGAAAAAAUGGAGAAACUGCUUUACAUAUGGCUGCAGGCGUAAUCGAUGGUCAUAAAUGCGCAGAGCUUAUUAUUAAAAGUGGAGCAGAUGUGAAUGCAAGAAAUGAAGAGGGUGAGACACCUUUACACAAUGCUGCUCGUCAUGGUCAGUUGAAAACUGUAAAUCAGUUGCUAGAAGAUGGUGCAGAACUGGAUAGUUUAUCUAAGCAUGGAGAGAGCGUUUUGCAUGUUGCCGUCAAAAACUGUCAUUAUGAAAUAGCGAAAAGUCUUGUUCUUCAUAAAAAGUCUAAAGUAUCAGAAAUCCAGCUAAUUAAUUAUAUUAACCAACCCAAUAAAUGUGGAGAAACGGCAACACAUUAUGUUUCUUCAAUUAAUAAAGAUCAAGUCCAUUAUCCAACAGAGGAUAAAGAUCUUAUAGCUUUGAUGCUUCAAAAUGGAGGUAGCGUAACAACAGAAACGCAAAAAAAUCAGGAAACACCCAUUCAUUAUUGCUGCAGAGUAGGAAAUGAAGAUAUCUUAAAAGAAAUCAUCGCACGAUUACCCGCUUCAAAACUUCAAAUUGCAUGCAAUAAACAGGCAGCAAAUGGCUGGUCACCUUUGUUAUAUGCUUGUGAUUCAGGGCAUUUCCUUGUUGUUCAAAUGCUGCUGCAAAAUAGUGCUAGAGUAGAUGUUUUUGAUACAGAAGGUCGUGCGGGACUUCAUUUGGCUGCUGAGCAUGGUCAUGCAGAUGUUAUCGAAAUUCUUUUAAAUCACAAAGCUUUCGUUAACGUGCGAACGAAAAAAGGCAUGACGCCUCUACAUCAUGCUGCAGCACAAGGCCAUACAAACGUUGUUAAACUUCUUGUUUCGAAGUAUGGAGCAGCGAUAGAUGGCCUUACGUUGAGUAAGCAAACUGCUCUUCAUUUAGCUGCUCAACAAGGGCGUUAUGAAACAUGUCGACUGUUACUUGAUUUGAAAGCAGAUCCCAAUGCAACUGACAAUAGAGGCCAGACUCCACUUCUGCUAGCAGCUGAAAACGAUCACUCUGAAGUUGUGAAGCUUUUCCUUCAACUCAAACCUGAUCUUGUGACGAAAGCUAGUUCGAGUGGAAUCACUUGUGGACACAUAGCAGCCAUGAAAGGGAGUGUUGCGGUUAUUAAAGGCCUUAUGAAAUUUGAUCCGAAACUUGUUACAACUGCUAGAAGUAAAAAUAAUUCUACAGCUCUUCAUCAAGCUGCAUCUGGUGGAAAUGCCGAAGUAGUUCAAGUGCUAUUAGAGGCUGGUGCUAAUCCCACAGAUGAGACAGAUGAAGGCUACACUGCUCUGCAUAUAGCAGCUAAAUAUGGUCAUGUAGAAGUACUCCAUGCUUUAAAAUCUGCUAUGUCUUGGAGGUACGCUAGUAAAAAGACUGGUCUCACAGCUCUGCAUAUAGCGGCUAGUUACGGUCAAGAAGAUUUUGUAAGAGAGAUGCUAACUCAAGUUCCAGCUACAAUAACUAGUGAAAAGCCAUCAGAUAAUCCAGAUGCUGAUUAUGGCUUCACACCACUGCAUAUGGCAUCUCGUCAUGGUAGAGAAGAUGUUGUGAGAAUGCUUCUCAACAGCGCAGGAGUUCAAGUAGAUGCAUCUACAACUGUUGAAGCCACAAUGCCUCUUCAUUUAGCAGCUAAAGGUGGUCAUUUAGCAGUUGCAGGCUUGAUUCUAAGCCGAAUAACUGAUAAAUUUCAUUCAGGAGAUAAAAGAGGACGAACGCCACUUCAUAUGGCUGCAGCGAAUGGUCAUGAAGAUAUUGUUCGCUUACUUCUUGGUCAGGGAGCAGACAUCAAUGCAGCUGACAAUAAUGGUUGGACUGCUCUUCAUUAUGCAGCCAAACAAGGCUACCUCGAUAUGAUUCAGCUCUUGAUUGACAGCGGGGCUUCAUCAAUAGCAUCUGCAACAGACGGAAAGAUACCUUUAAGUAUUGCAGCGAAUGCCAAUCAUUUAGAUGUUUUGCGAUACCUCUUCAAGAGAGAGCACAACACCGUGACACUUAUGGAAGAUUCUUCGUUUCUUGUUGACCUUAUGGUAUGCGGGAAACUUCAUGACCAUCUUCCCUUACUGGAAUUUGUUUUCGUCUCCCCUGCACCAAUCGACACUGCCGUCAAGAUGUCCCGUCGCUACGAGGAUUUAGCCCAAAGGGAAAAAGAAAGAGCAAGAGACUUAGAGACAAUUUCAGUAUUUUGUGAAACACUAGCUUCUGACCUUUUAGCUAUUGCAGCUAGUAAUAAUACUGCAGGUAUACUCCUCCAAGCUGGAGAUCAUAAAAAUACCGUUUUUCUUGAUGUGCUCAUUGAAUUAGAGAGAAAAGACGUUGUUGCACAUUCUGCAGUCCAAAAAUACCUUUCCGAUGUGUGGAUGGGAAAUUUAAAAUGGCCUGCAUGGCAAAUUAUACUUCUAUUUUUAGCAUUUAUAUUUUGUCCUAUUACGUGGAUGGCUUGUUCUUUACCCCUGCAUCGCUUAGCCAAUAUACCUAUCAUCAAAUUCAUGUCGUACCUCGUAUCUCACAUUUUCCUAAUAUUUUUGCUAUGUUUUUCAAUUUUAAAUCCAUAUUUUCCUCUGUGGAACUCAACACGAUUACUUCCUCAUCCCCAUGAGUGGUUACUACUGCUAUGGUUACUGGGGUUCAUGGUUGCUGUCAAUGUGAAUCCCAAAGAGCGUGGUGGUUUAGGUUGGAUCAAACAAGUCAUAGUUACUUUCGGCAUGGUUGCUAUUAUUAUUCACCUUGCGGGUUUCUUUUUCAUCGAUGAUAACAGACUUGUGAUAUUAUACAUAAGAAAUCAACUUUUAGCUGUAUGUCUUCUUUUAGCAUUUUUUGAAUUCCUAAACUUUUUAACUUUUCAUCAUCUGUUUGGACCAUGGGCUAUUAUUAUAAGAGAUCUCAUGAAAGAUCUAAUGAGGUUUCUUGCUAUCCUCGCAAUCUUUUUAACGGGGUUUUCGUUACAUAUUUGUGCAGUUUACCAACCUGUCUUCAAUCCAGGAAACACGACCGUAGCUGUGGGAGCAGAAGUUUUCCAGUCACCAAUUGGCACAUUCGAAAUGCUCUUCUAUGCUUUAUUUGGUCUUGUAGAACCUGAUUAUAUGCCUCCAAUGCACCUAAGCCCUCCAUUUGCAAAAGUAAUCAUGAAAGUCGUUUUUGGUGUGUACAUGAUGGUAACAGUCAUAGUGCUUAUAAACUUGUUGAUUGCUAUGAUGUCAAAUACAUAUCAAAGAAUUCAGUCACAAUCGGACAAGGAAUGGAAAUAUGGCCGAGCCAAACUAAUAAGAAAUAUGAAUAUGACUCUUCCUACUCCACCUCCUCUUAAUAUUGUGACAUUCAUCCCCACCUUAAUCCAGAGAUACAAAGCGAAAAAAGCAGCUGCUAACCGAGCCGGUAGAAGUGAACCAAAACUAGAGAAAGGGACAAGUAUUCUUUGGUUGUUUGGUCACAGAGCGGCAACAACUUGGUUUAAUAGGAAAAUGAGAAAAAGACCAAUUCAAGUAUCUCCAGUUGAUUUUCGGCAGAGCGUAGAAGGAAGUCAUGGUGAUCUGCGGCCUAUUAGUUCAGUUAUUAACUGGAAAAGCAUGGUGAACAAAUAUCUUGAAAUAAAAGGCAUUGAUCUAGGAACAACACCUCAGGAUGGAAGUCAAGAAGACUGACAAUUCCUUUAAGAACAGAGAAAACAUUUAUUUUUUUGGUCUAAAUGAAAGAAAAUAAAUUUGAGAAUUAAUCUUUUUAUAUAUAUAAUCAUUUAUAUUAAUAAGGAGCUUACAUAUGCUUUAUUUGUAAUAAUUUAUUAAUGUGAACAUUCGUGGAAUGCCAGAAAGAGAACAAAUACCUCAAGUCCCAGACGUGGUCAGAUGUCAUAUUUAGUUAUAUUUUAGUUUCUCAAUGUAGUUUUCAUAAGCGUUUUUUAAGGAUUGAUAAUAAAUAGAUUUCUAUACCUGUUUCAGUUAUUUAUUUCGCAAACAAACACUCUCACGUAAUAUAAAAAUUUUAAACAAUUUAAACAUAUUUCAGUCAACAAGCAAUCGGAUCUAUAAAAUACAAAAUUUCCGCACAGUUCGAACUCUUAUUUUUUCACCCUGAAAAUAAAUCUUCAUACAACCAGACAUCGUCCUUUUCUGAACUUUCAUAUCUGAAUUAGAAACCAAGCGGACCAUUAUAAUGGUUCCUUCUAACUGGACUUGAAUGUGACAUAAAUAUUUCAUUUCCUUUUUAACAGGAUUGAAUUCAAAUAUCUCAUUUCUAGAUUUUUUUUCUCUGCACGUAAAAGAAGCUAUCAAAAACAUGCAUACCAUAUCCAGAAAGCUAUACCCUUUUGAAAAUAAAGAAAGCACGAAAUAAAGUUAUUGAGUAUAACUAUUUCUAUUUUUAAAUGUGCAUAUCUAAUGUUAUUACUCCUCAGAGGCACUCACGGCCCUGAAGCAGCUAUUAUACCCAUGUGUUGAAAAAUCCAGUUUCAUUUUCUGGAACUCUUUGUUUUGUUUGUGCAAAGCACCAUCUACUCCAAAACGUCUUUUAACUUUGUGAGAAGGUGCUAAUAGUUAGAGAGAAAUCGGGUCCGUAGGCCGAUUACCUCCAAAUUUCCCAGUGGAAGUUCGGAAGCAGAUAUUAUAUAAAAGCGAUGUGAUCAGACAGGAUGUUUUUGUGGAUUUGGGAAAAUAAUUGGUUGGCAAUAAAAAUUUCUAGAACAUGAUAAAUGCAUUCAUUAGUAGUUAACACUCAGGUGAAAGAUGAGAAUAUUAAAAAACUUGUGUCAUAAAUAAAUGCCUCAAUAAUGUCAUACAAGCCUCGUGUCUAUGUGGAAUAAAAGACCAACGCAUGUACUUUCAAAAUUAAGACAUUUUGUUCAACUAACGUCUUUUGAUCUUUGUUAUUAACAAAUGGUCACUUCUUCCAGGACGUAUGAUAUACGAUCAACAAUUUUUACUGAAGAUAUAUCAACCGAAUUUUCGGCAUUUAAAAUGACAGCAUGCCUUUUCAAAUAAAGACAAGGCAUUACUAAAAUUUUGUAUACUAUCCUGUGAAUACUGAAAUGAAUUUCUAAAGUAAUAGCUUUCGCAAUCGUAAAAUAUUAUCAGUAUUAACUACAUUAAAACUAAAUGUGACAAAUUUCUUUGGGGAAAAAGGCGAACAGCCCGAGUAAGACAGCCUGGAGCCAACGCAUAGCAUUCCAUCAAAAGAUCCCAAAGCCCAUUCUUCCAGUUUUCAUAGGGAAAAAUGUAGGAUUUAAAUUAAUACUCGUACAUAGAAAUAGUUGGGGGCUCCCUUAAAAAUGAGACUAUAGAUCUCAGCUUCAUAUGCCCAAGUAAUAAUCAAGACCUGGCAAGGCAUAGCUCUACGGAGAUCCAUCGUCAGUUGCAUGAAGUGUAAUAGCGAUGAAGCAGUUUCGUCCGAUACAAUCGCAAAAUGAUGAGCAGUGUUUAAAAAGGGUCGAACGGAUGUUGAAGACGAUUACCAACAAUGACGUCUGUUAAUUUCAGGAAUGGAGGACAAAUUUAAUCGUGGUAUUGAAUUGAUUCUAGAAAGCAGGCGAAUCAUUAUUAUUAAUCGCGGCUUAUAUUAUCAUUAUUAUUAAUCGCGGCUGAACAGGGUACUUGGAAUGGGAAUGUCUAUCAUAUUGUAGCAGAGUGUCUGUUUUCACCAAAUUUGAGCUCGAUGGGUGCUUCAUCUAAUGACAGAUCAACGUAAGGAAUGAUACUCCCGAACUGUUGCAUUUUUAUAUCAGAGUGAAAGAAUGAAAUGAUUAGUUGGACAAAAUCCUUACCGGAGACAAGUGUUAGACCCAUCACGUUCAGUAGAAAGGAAACGGUAACCGUACGAUUUCCACUUGCUUACACGUUCAGACUUAUAAAAGAACUUGAGAAGAUGAGAUACCGCUCCGAGCUCCGAGGAGGCAGUCAAAAUUGUGUCGUAAGAAGGGAGAAAAGUAAGCUCGAUGAGUAAUUUAAACAGUCUUGAACUUGUUUGUGUCUUGUUUAUUCCCGUAUUUCAGUUUCAAACCUUAACUGUCAAACAAUUAUACGUUUUAAUACAAUGUUAUUGAUUCAUCAGUAUCCAGUAAUAAAAUGCAUGAAAAACGUUUUGAUUUUGUAAAAUAAAAAAGUAUUUUAAUCACAUGCAGUUAAGAAUAUUAUGAUAACUAAGAAAACUAUUUUUUAAUUUUUAAUGGAUUUAACUAAAGCAUGCAACAUAAAGUUUUUAAGUUUAUACAUUUUAAUUUAUACUUUUCAGUCUUUAAAAUGCAAAAACGUCAGAAAAAAUGAAAAUUAUGGCCUCUAAAAGUAGGAAACUUGAAUUUAUAAUCAAUAUAACAACGAAAUAUAUAUUCAUUAAAUCCAGUCUCAUAUCAUGGUUUCAUUAAUAAUCCCCAUGAUCAAUUCCAUUUACCUCCAUGAUUUCAUUAACCGUAAAAUUAUGGGGCUCGCAAAAAUGAAAAAUUAAACUUUUUUUCUUUAAAAGUCCACCAUUUUAGCAACCGAAUAAUAGCUAGAGAAAUCGAAUGACUUUUUUUAAAUGCUUUAGACAUUUAAAAAGAUCUUUAUUUAGAAGAUUAUUCUUUUAUAUAUCUGAUGGUGCAAAUCUCGAAAUUCUUCGUUGAAAUGUUUGAUACCUAGAGAAGGAUAUAUGAGAAAAUUUCAACGCUAAAUAAAAAAUACGCGCAUCAAAUUUUGAAAAUUUUUCGGGAAUACCGUAUUUUUAUCGCAAUUACAUGUAUAUGGAAAAUUUGAAGAAAACUGAAUCGGUAGAAGGAGAUCAAAAUUACUUUCAUGAUUUGAUGGGAACAAACAGAGACGUCAAGUUAAAUAAAACAACAUAAAAUUACCUUUUUGCAGCUGUUUUUUACACAUGAAAAUAUUUGGGAAGAAUUCGUUCGUGAAAUUUUUAUCGUUUUAUUACCUGAUGUAAAAUAGCCAACCAUAGAUGACCAUUAAUAUUAUCGUGCAAAAGGGAACAAUUAACUCAUCUGAACAGCAAAAAUGAAGUUUUCAUAUUGAUCGUUCAUUGACUGAAAGACGAGAGAUCUGCAACUUUCUGUGAAAGGGAAAAAAAUUGUGUCUUUCUUUUAUAGUAAAGCUGGUAGAAAAUAUUUCGAAUCCACGGUUUAGCCCAAAAAGGGUAAUGGAUGAUAAACGCUUUAAAUGGUGCCCCUUUUCAUGAGAUUUUGUUGCAUAAAGGGGAAAUUGGUUUUACUAGAAUACGCGUGAUUUUUGCCUGGUAAGAAGCCUCACCAGUUGCCGAGUGGUUAAAGACUGCUGAAUAUUAGGAGUUGGAUCCAGACUCUAUCUCGAGCUGUUUAGGUAAAAUGGUCCUGGGGAUCAGAACAUAAGGUGAGCUACCGCUACCGCCGUAUUUAAAUUAGUGUUUGGUGUGUGUGGGUAUAGAUAUAUAUACAUAUAUAUGUACACACAUAAAUGUGUGUGUAUGUAAAAUAACUUGGUUAAUAUUUCCAAAAAUGUUUUCUUUCAACUAGUGGCCACUUUCUUUCUAGAACGAGUAGUUAAACCCUUCUCAAAUGAGUUCUAAAUAACUGAGUUUUAUGAGAUUCAGUAUGAAAGAAAAUGUGACAAGUUUGUGUGAAAUAUGUAUAAAUACUGAAUGAAGAUCACGCAAAAAAAGAUGAAUGCUUUUAUGUCAUCCCAGUCGGAAAUUUACUCUUGUCAAAUAUACUUGAAUUGAAGAUCACGUUUUUCAGCUUGUAACAUUCAACUUGAAAUUAUGAUACUCUGUAGUAAACUUUUAAAUCUUAUAUCCGCAUUCGAGUUUGAAUUCAUACCUUGCAGAACACGUAAAAUAAAAUAGAAGGUUCUUAAGACAUCAAAUGAAAAAUAAUUGCACUUAAUAACCAUCAUUUUCAAACAUUUUGUUAUCAAAAAGAGACUUUUUACUCUACUGCCCAAUAUUUAUGUUUUAUUAUGUAAAAGUUUCUCCAUAUUCUCCCCCUUUCCUCCCAGAAAUACUUCCCUAAAAGCU